Messenger RNA from Entelurus aequoreus (snake pipefish), 7476 nucleotides. It is a transcript of the gene pcare1, whose product is annotated as photoreceptor cilium actin regulator 1. NCBI's taxonomy places the organism in Eukaryota, Metazoa, Chordata, Actinopteri, Syngnathiformes, Syngnathidae. The transcript has 2 exons. The coding region runs from base 346 to 3759 and encodes 1137 amino acids. The record is from RefSeq and is a predicted model, not a curated record.
CAGAAAGCCUCACUAAUCCCUUCAGCUGUGUGUCCUUUGUCAGGUACUCAGUGAUGUCUUUCUGAGGACAGCCACGCUACAAAACAUUUCAAUAAACAUGGCCAGCAAACUCUGGAUUUACUUUUCCAAUCUAUGAAAUGUUAACACAAAUGGAUUUAUCAAUACUCUGGUAUGGUUUUUUCUUCAUCGAAAGAGAAGUCAUCAGAUUCAGCUGUCUCUGCCAUUUGAAGGUAACAGCUACAGGGGGUGGCUAAAGGACCUUGGAAAUUCUCUGCAUCACUUACUCCACCGUUUACCGUUUUGAUGGUAUCGGUGUGAAAAACUUGUAAGCUUAACAUUUGGAAAAUGGGAUGUUCACCAUCCAAAGGUAAUACAUUUGGGACUGCGGGCUCUUUGAAGAGGGGAAGAAUGCUGCCCGCUGUACCUCCAGAGCAGCCUAGAGAAGUCAAUGCCAAUCAUAUUUCUGCUGGAUCUAUUAAAGACAGGAAGUCUAUUGGACAAAAACAGUUAUUUCAAGAGGAUCAACUGCUGUUAUCACAAGAAGAUACACGUGUGACUGUGCCUGCCACAGAGGUAUUAAACCCGAAUACAUUGACAAGUCAAAGAAUAGAUAACAGCAACAUGAUGCAGAAAAACGUAAACAUAGGGGACAAGCAGGAAGUCAUUGAGAAAAAGGCAGGCAAAAAAACAAAGAGGAUUUCAAGAGGUAUGAAAGUGCUGAAAAGGAAAGAUAAAGAGAUGCAGAAAAUUGAUUUCCCAGAACUUCUGGUAAAAGCUCACCAAGCUGCUUAUGCCUUUUUAAAUCCUAGCAUAAACAAAUAUGAUGAUGUACUUGAACUGCUGGAAAAAGCAAUGCAAACUCAAGCCUUUCUACAGCCAAUGGUUUCUUUUCUGGCAUUGCGCUAUGAAGAAAUAAUUCAGGUUCUGGAAGAAAUUGUUGAUGAAGGAGAAAAAAUGCUUAAAGAAAAUGGCGAACAUCUUGCUUGGCCAAGUCAAUUGAAAAACCUGUCAUCUUCUGCACCUCUAAAAUCACGCUCUGCUAUAGAGACCCCACCGGAUUUGUUGCAGCAGCUGCUUCAAUACACCACACAGAGAAUGCAGAAUGUGAGCCAGACUGUUGGAGGAAUUGGGGACUCUGCCCUGCAGGAGGCGGUGGAAUACUUCUAUUCUGUCUCAGAACUUUUAGAGGAGAAACUGAAAGUCAAACGUGAAGUUGAGACUAGGAUAAUGCGACUGUCAUCCCGCAUUGAAUUGGCAUCUCUUCGCAAACUUGGGCCAGAGGACUCUGCUCUCUUUAGCGAGGACAGUGGUAUUGGGGCUGAGAGUGAAUCCCUUGCUGGAUCAGAAGGGCAUCAUAGGCGUGUGAGUUGUGAAUCUAGUGGAACCAACAGAACUACUCCAAUAAGUCAUUUGGCAUACACCUCAGCAGGACUGGCAAGGAAAAAACAGGCGUGUCAAAUAAGUCCAAGUGCUUCCCUUACUUCACUGACCUCAUUAGCUUCUAUGUGCACAAUGAUGGCUAAUAUGCAAGGUGAAUCAUUACAAGGAUCAGUCUCUUUAGAUGAUGGCGAGGAAGAUGAUGAAAAUAAAAUGGAUGGAGACAUUGGAAAUAGACACGAAGGGAUGAGAAAGCAAAUGACUUCUCCACCGUUAAAUUGUGAACAACAAAAACCAUUACGCUUACCCUCCAAACGUAUAGAGAAUCCUAAAAACGUAGAAAUGACCUUAAAAAUGAAAAAUGCUAUGAGUGGUAAAUUACAGUUUCACCAAUCAACAAGCGUUGUUGCCAAAUCCAAGGUAGCAGGUAGUCCAAAAGCGGUGAGAGAACAAGUGACUUAUGAGGCGGGGCCAACUCUAAAAAGAUCUCAAACAACAGUUAGAAGAGCAGUAGUCAAAGCAACCCCAGUGGUGGAAGAGAGACGUUCCCGUUCUGUUGAAUCUUUGCGCAGCAAAUGUGACGAUCCCACUUUGCUUGAACUGGAAAAGUCUCAGAAAAAAAUAAGUCAGAGGUUGCACAAAAUAGCCAAAAGCAAGGAGAGUGUAAAGCAAAACUCAAAAGCAACACAAUCCAAACAAAGUCAUAGAACAUCACCAGCAGAGUCUCCGAGAAUAAAUCGUAAGCACCCAUCUUUGGAAAAGGAUGGCAAUCUACGAGACAAGGCAACACUUACAAAGCGCAUCACCAAAUGUCAGGAAGCUGCCACCAGUAUAGAGGAAGACGAUAAGCUGAAAGAUCAGACAACAUUUAAGGGCCCUUUUAAAGCUACGCCACCUCCGAGCCCCCCUGCAUCACCAAGACCCACUUCAAGUCUGUAUAAAGGCAGGAAUUCUGUCAGAAAACUCAUAGAUACUUUCAGUCAAGGAAUAGAAGAUAUGGACAGCUCUGAUAUUGGACCACUUAGGGGUGUACGGAAGUGUGGUGUUCCAGUGUUGCCAGGUUUAGGAAAUGUCACAGCUUUUCUGAGCCCGGGGAAAACCAGUUGUAGACCUGAUAGAACACAAUGUGAGAACACUGAUUAUUUAGAUUUGGAUAGUCUUCCUCCACCCCCACUAGAAGUGUUAAUGGACAAUUCAUUUGAAAGUGCUGGUGUAACAGAUGCUGGAACAAUCAAACCUGUAAAAUCACCUAUGGCAAAAAGGACUGGACUGUCACAGCGACUACGGGCCUCAGGUCGAUCUGUAAUAGUGCUACCAAGCAAAGGUGAUGUGCCACAAUGUACAAAGGAAAUUUCCCCAGCUAAAGUAGAUCAAGUCAUAACAUUCCAGACAAAUGUCAGUCAACCAGAUGUUCAAGGUGAGCUUGACCCAGUGAAGGAAAUAAAUUCUACUUUGUUGCUGCAAAUUAGAAAAAAUAGAUACCUUAAACACUCUUCCCACUCACAGUCGGAAAAAUCUUUAAAAAAUUAUGAAGUAACAAGUCAAUCUACCAGUCAAAAAGAUUCAACAACUAUACAAGAGGAUGACAACCUCUUGAUGGCGGAAAUAAACUCAACAUUGUCUGAAGUGCCUCCCUCAUCGUCCGCCAGUAGUCAGUCACUUGCCACUCCAGCGCAGUCAAAGGGUCGAGUGUUGCCAUCCACGCCUUCGACUAAAAGGACUACUCAUCGAAGACUUCCUAGUCCCCACAGUUUCAAAAAGCCACCAACACCGCCCUCUUCAGCCAGUCCCCCAGUUACCAGAAGACCUACUACUACACCAGAAGGUCACAAGAAACUUACCAGCUGGUCCGUUAUGAAGACUAUGAAUUCAAAUGUUUCCUCCUCAUACCCAUUCAAAGCACCAUCACCGCCUGCUUCACCAAAAGUUCAAAGAUGGUCAAGAGAAAACAGCACAGAAGACUCUACUCGGUUGAUCAGUAAUGCACGGUCCGUCUUUUGCCCAAUUUCUUCAUCCUUGUUUGAGGCCAAGCCUUGUACAACUCCUCAAACGACUCAAGCCUGGACGUCUGCCGGAGGCUCUUCUCUAUCACAUACUUGUGGGAAUCGUGGCAGGUUUCCUAUGUAUGUCCCAGGCCCCCGACAUUUUAUCCAACGAAGCCAUUCAGAGAGAAGAUCAAGUUUAAACCUUCCACCUCAAUCCCCAGGCUUCUCAGUUGCUGAGACUUGUGGAAGUGAACCAGCUAUUUGCACACAGGGACUAGAUGAUGAACUACCAAGAGAAGAGGAAUCAUGGGGAAGCCAGUCCAGCCUCAGAUCAACUCCACUCUCUGCAUCCUACCCGGAUUUGUGUGUUGUUGGACAGGCCUUGCACAGGGACUAAAUGGACCAAUGACCAGUGGACCACUGGGAUUAUGGAUUAACAGGUUUUAGAAAGGAUUUAAAGUGAUGAUUCACCACUGGUAAGAGAGGAGUCUUUCUAGCCACCUUGAGGUUCUACUACACUUGGACAAUGUCUGUAUGAGCAAAUGUGCAUUUCUACAUAUUUAUACAUUUCAAGCAAAUGCAAAAAAAGCAAUCAUGUGCUGACAUAACCUGAUUUAUGAGUGUUUUCAAAGAAAACUACCACAAACACUCAAAUUUGAUCAAAACGAGGUUGAGUGAUCAGCGAUUCCUAAAAGCAACAACCUAUUUCAUAUAUUUUUGUAAUAAAGAUAUUAUUUUAGGCUACCAGACUUUCUGUUACUGUAACUGCAGGUUCCAGAAUCCGCUGAUUAUAGGACCAUUUUCUGUAUGUCAAAACACUGUAUAUACCGUAAUUAGUUUAUAACCGAUGAUUGUUUUUAUUUACAUUUUCUGUUUGUCAAACCUCUUUUUGUACAGUGUAGUAAACUGUAAACAAACAAUGUUCCUUGCAUUUCAUAUUCAUUCUGUUGACUCCAUCCUUUAGAAAUACUGUUUACUGGGGGUGCUGAGAAAAAUCGAUUCACAUUCGAAUCGUGAUUAAUACUUAAUUUUAUAUAAUAUUUUUUAAAAUAAAUAUUACAUAAUUAAUAAUUUUCUUUAGUUUUCUUUUAAAGGGGUCAUAUUAUGAUUUAUUACCUAUAUUCGAAACAUUUAUUUGUGGUCAACAUAAAACGUAAUAAUGGUUUGCAAAUAUUAUAUUUUACAGACUAUCUUCAAGCCGCUUUCUGAUCGUCUCUUCAGAAAGCACCGUUUUAUGGGCGGUCUUAUUUACGUGCCUCCACUUCGACUGUGUCUCUUCUCCUCGUCAGCCAUGUUGUACUUUAGUCUGUUUUAGUCUUUAUACUGACAAAUAUAAGUUAGAACCAUAGACUUAUUUGUAUUAGAAAUGGCAACAGCGGAGAAUGCUGCCCCACAACAAGAAGAUAGAGAAAAUGAAGGAUCUUAUUGACUACAGGGUCGGACUACAUAGGCGGACGAAAGCUCUUCAAAAAUCUCUACCAUAUAUGGAGGUAUAUUUACUGACGUCACUAAUAGCAAAACGUCACAAGUUGGGUAAAUUCCAAACGGCUCAUUUGGAGGAAGUAUAAAGGGAGGCAAGAUUGUUUUAUGAAUCCCUCCGCCAUGCUUCCAUGGUUUGAUUUCAAACUUUUGGGACUUAUGUAGAUCCUAAAUGCACAAACAAUUGGUUUUACAUAAUAGGUUCCCUUUAAGAUUUUUUUUUACAAAGACCCUUUUUAGGCCAUCUCUGUUCUUACUCGCUGCACAUACACUUCAUACAUCAGCAGCCUAAAGGAGCUUGUGUAACCUGUGACUUGAAAAAUUUAACUUGAAAAAUAUUUUUUUAUAAUUUGUAUAACAAAUAAUAUAGUACAAUAAUCAGUUUGAAUCGAGACUCAUGAGUGGUUCACGAUCACGCGUUCACAUCCCUACUGUUUACUAGUCACGAUAAACUAUUAAAAUAAGUAACAUACUUGGUAUAAUUCGGUACUGUUGAAUUUGGACGCUGGAGCAGAGACAAACAACAAUACAUUGAAAACUAGGAAGAUUGAGAGAAAAACUGAAGGAAGUGGACAUAGCCACAACAGGAGAAAGAUGAAAAAUAACAGAAAUGGCACAAAAGUAUGAUUAGGAACCUGAAAUGACUCUGAAAAGAUCAGGUAAAAUUGGUAAGAACCAGACAAACAGCAUAAUAAAGAAAAAGGUCUUUCUGUCGCAGAGAAAUUGUGUGUUAUUGAUAAUAGAGGAUUUAGGCAGCAAUUAAAUGACUGAAUGAUUGGACAUUUAAGUAAAUUUGGCCACGGUACUAUGCAUGCGAUUAUUUGGGGACAAUCGCAGCGUAAAAUGAGUAUCAAAGCCCGCUCUGCAAACAAUUUAUUGGACACACUGAACAUUUUCGACUUGCCGACAUGAUGUGAAUGUUACAGACAGGCAGGCACAGCCAAUACACUGUAACUGGUAUUCAAAAUAACAGCGUUGAGAAUUUCAGUGACAUAUAUCCUUUUUGUCACCUAGAUGAUACACCGUAUACAUUUUUCUGAAAAUAGGAUGUAGCUACACUAAGGCCUAAUCUACAAAACCCAAAACCAGAGAAGUUGGCACAUUGUAUGAAUCGUAAAUAAAAACAGAAUGCAAUGAUUUCCAAAUCCUUUUCAACUAAUAAUAAAUUGAAUAGACUGCAAAUACAAGAUAUUUAAUGUUCGAACUGAGAAACUGAUUUUUUUUGUUCCAAAUAAUCAUUAACUUAGAAUUUAAUGGCAGCAACACUUUGCAAAAAAGUUGGCACAGGGGCAUUUUUACCACUGUGUUACAUGGCCUUUCCUUUUCACAACACAUUUGGGAACUGAGGAGACCAAUUUUUGAAGCUUUUCAGGUGGAAUUAUUUUCUAUUCUUGCUUGAUGUACAGCUUAAGUUGUUCAACAGUCUGGGGGUCUUCCUUGUCGUACUUUACGCUUCAUAAUGCGCCACACAUUUUCAAUGCGAGACAGGUCUGGACUACAGGCAGGCCAGUCUAGUACCCACACUCUUUUACUACAAAGGCACGCUGUUGUAACACGUGCAGAAUGUGGCUUGGCAUUGUCUUGCUGAAAUAAGCAGGGGCGUCCAUGAAAAAGACGUUGCUUGGAUGGCAAAAUAUGUUGCCCCAAAACCUGUAUGUACCUUUCAGCAUUAAUGGUGCCUUCACAAAUGUGUUAGUUACCCAUGCUUUGGGCACUAAUACGUCCCCAUACCAUCACAGAUGUUGGCUUUUGAACUUUGCGCCUAUAACAGUCCAGAUGGUUAUUUUCCUCUUUGGUCCGGAGGACACGCGACGUCCACAGUUUCCAAAAACAAUUUGGAAAUGUGGACUCGUCAGACCACAGAACACUUUUCCACUUUGCAUCAGUCCAUCUUAGAUGAGCUCGGGCCCAGCGAAGCCGGCGGUGUUUCAGGGUGUUGUUGAUAAAUGGCUUUUAAUUUGCAUAGUAGAGUUUUAGCUUGCACUUACAGAUGUAGCGAAGAACUGUAGUUACUGACAGUGGUUUUCUGAAGUGUUCUUGAGCGUGAUAUGCUUUAUACACUGAUGUCGCUUUUUGAUGCAGUACCGCAUGAGGGAUCGAAGGUCACUGGCAUUCAAUGUUGGUGUUUGGCCUUGCUGCUUACGUGCAGUGAUUUCUCCAGAUUCUCUGAACCAUUUGAUGAUAUUACAGACUGUGGAUGGUGAAAUCCCUAAAUUCCUUGCAAUAGCUGGUUGAGAAAUGUUGUUCUUAAACUGUUCGACAGUUUGCUCAAGCAUUUGUUGACAAAUUGGUGACCCUCGCCCCAUACUUGUUUGUGAAUGACUGAGCAUUUCAUGGUAGCUGCUUUUAUACCCAAUCAUGGCACCCACCUGUUCCCAAUUAGCCUGUUCACCUGUGGAAUGUUCCAAAUAAGUGUUUGAUGAGCAUCCCUCAACUUUUUUGGCAUUUGUGCCACCUUUUUUGAAACAUGCUGCAGGCAUCAAAUUUCCAAUGAGCUAAUAUUUGCAAAAAAUAACAAAGUUUACCAGCUCCAACGUUAAGUAUCUUGUCUUUGCAGUCUAUUUAAUUGAAUAUAGGUUGAAAAGGAUUUGCAAAUCAUUGUAUUCUGUUUUUUACACAACGUGCCAACUUCACU